GGUACUCCAUUUCCUAAGAACUUCCUCCAGGUGGUGAAAAAGAUCCUCUCCCGUCUCUUCCGCGUCUUUGUCCACGUCUACAUCCACCACUUUGAUCGUAUCGCCCAAAUGGGCUCGGAAGCCCACGUGAAUACAUGCUACAAGCACUUCUACUAUUUUGUAAAACAGUUCAAUCUCAUAGACAACAAGGAAUUGGAGCCUCUGGUGAGUGGAGGGUCGGGGCUGCUUUUGCUGGCUUGGGGAGUCUUGGUUCAGAUACCUGCUUGACAGGUAUUUUGUGGGAUGGAAGGCUCUCCGCCCUGAGCUCCCCAGAUAUUGCACACUUUCAGCAGUUCCUUCUUCAGGUUUCACCCUAGAACAGAGGGAUUUGACAACCUUGGAAGAGUUUGGUCGUUUUUAAGAGAAAAAAGGGUGCGCUUGUAUUUAAUGAAGAGCCACAAAAUUCAUUAGGGCGUGUUAUUCUUAAAGCCUGGUAUUUAAUUUAUUUAAUCUCCCAUUUCUUAAUGGCUUACAAUAAAACAAUAAAAACAUAUCUUAAAUAACCAUUAAAAAAUAAGGAAGAUUACAAAUAAAUAAGACGAGAGAACAGUGUUUUUUUUAAUGAAUGUCAAAAGAAUAUAUUGUACUAUUCCCUUUCAUUACUCUGAUGCAUAAAGUGCAUGUCAUCAACUUGAGGUUUUAUUUACUUAUUAUUAUGGCAAUUAGGAUUAGAUAUUUAACCAAGUUGUAUAAACAUUAAUAUCGCUGCAGAAAAAAAAGAGAAACAAGAAUAUA
Molecule: messenger RNA, 774 nt
Organism: Thamnophis sirtalis
Lineage: Eukaryota; Metazoa; Chordata; Lepidosauria; Squamata; Natricidae
Source: RefSeq, a predicted model, not a curated record